Molecule: messenger RNA, 1606 nt
Organism: Gilbertella persicaria
Lineage: Eukaryota; Fungi; Mucoromycota; Mucoromycetes; Mucorales; Choanephoraceae
Product: glycosyl transferases group 1-domain-containing protein
Exons: 3
Coding region: 480-1337 (285 amino acids)
Cellular component (GO): endoplasmic reticulum
Molecular function (GO): mannosyltransferase activity
Source: RefSeq, a predicted model, not a curated record
AUAAAAUAAAAUAAAAUUUCUUUUUUUUUUUAUUUUUAUCUUGAUGGAAAGUUAUUUUACGCUUACAGGUGCCUUGAUGGCAGUACUUUGUACCUAUGUCAUCUUGGGUCGAUUGUUGGGCAUGUAUAUAUUUGACACCACCGGCAGUACAGGGCUCAGAAGACGAUUGAUGGUGCAAGUGGUUGUGUUGGGUGAUAUUGGACGUUCACCACGUAUGCGAUACCAUGCUACUUCGCUUGCUGAUGCUGGCUGUACAGUGGACUUGAUUGGCUAUACAGGUUAGACUGUUCAUCAGACCUGAUGCUAUAUACUCAUCCACCUUAGAAACCAAUCCUGGUGCACGUAUUAACGUCAAUAGACACAUUCGUAUUCGUCCUAUUCGUCAAGCAUGGUCUGUGCCUGAAGGAUUUCCUUCUUGGUGUUAUUUAAUAUGGGCACCUUUUAAAGCCUGUUUCUUGACGUGUCAAUUGUUCUGGAUCAUGGCCUGUAUCUCACAAAAACCUGAUUUUAUCAUUAUCCAAAAUCCACCUUCUAUACCUACUCUCUUGAUAGCACAAUGGGUAGGUAAACUUCGAAAGGCAUGGCUCAUCAUUGACUGGCAUAACUUUGGUUAUUCGAUCUUGGCCAUGAAACUCGGUGAACAACACAAAGUAGUUCAGUUAGCCAAAUGGUAUGAACAGCGAUUAGGUCAUGAAGCCUAUGCUCACAUGACCGUCACGGAUGCCAUGCAUCAGGAACUCAAACGCUGGGAUGUCCAAGGCCAGAUCAUGACCGUCAGGGACAAACCUCAAUCUGAUUUCAAGCGACUCUCGUUAGACCAGAUUCAUCGUCAAUUCACGUUUUCAUUCAAAUGGAUUGAAUCCCUUGUACAACAGACAGAGGACGGAAAUACCUUUUUAGGCCAAUUCAAUCAGCGAGCCUUAGGUACCUUAUUGACCGAUGCAGAUCAAGAUGGAGGAUUGAUCUGGCGACACGAUCGACCGAGAUUGAUUGUGUCCAGUACCUCAUGGACAGAAGAUGAGGAUUUCUCUGUCUUGUUAAGAGCAGUCGAGUUGUACGAAAGGGCUGCCCUACCUUCGGACCCUAAAUUGUUGUUUGUGAUUACAGGCAAUGGACCACAAAAGAAAUUCUAUCUGGAAAAAAUAAAGCAGCUUAGGUUAGUCAAGACACAUAUCGUCACUGCUUGGUUAGAAACGGGCGAUUAUCCAUUGUUGUUGGGUAGUGCAGAUUUAGGUGUAUCGUUACAUACAAGUUCAAGUGGCAUGGAUUUACCAAUGAAGGUGGUGGAUAUGUUUGGCUGUGGAUUGCCUGUGUGUGCAAUUGAUUUUCCAUGGUAACAAAUAUAUACAUGGUAACACAUUAUCGACUCAUUACGUUAGUUUAAAUGAACUUGUUCAUGAUCAACAGAAUGGCUUGAUAUUCAAGACAAGUGAAGAUUUAGUUGAACAAUGGAAGGAACUUUUUUCAAAAAACCCUGAAAAAUUGGAUGCAUUGAGAUCCAAUGUCAUUCAAGAAUACAGGAAUAAUACAUGGCAAUACCAAUAUAAACAAGUAUUGACAGACUUAUUUAACCAAAAAGAAUAAAAAAAAAAAUUUUUUUUAAUUA